Messenger RNA from Fundulus heteroclitus (mummichog), 4024 nucleotides. RefSeq names its product hook microtubule-tethering protein 1 (gene hook1). Gene Ontology annotation, molecular function: dynein light intermediate chain binding; microtubule binding. The record is from RefSeq and is a predicted model, not a curated record. The transcript is spliced from 23 exons. Gene Ontology annotation, biological process: cytoplasmic microtubule organization; cytoskeleton-dependent intracellular transport. Gene Ontology annotation, cellular component: cytoplasm; centrosome. Lineage: Eukaryota; Metazoa; Chordata; Actinopteri; Cyprinodontiformes; Fundulidae. Bases 333 to 2483 code for a protein of 716 amino acids.
UCCAAUGCUGCGCUUUCAUUGGUCAGAACACAAAUAAACCGUCAGCAAUCACUCCUGAACUCGAUGCUUAUUGGUCGAGUCUAUUUCCCCUUAGUAUCAUGCAAGUCCAGCCCCAAGCAAGUGAACGUCCAGUACUUUAGCCGCAGCGCCAUUCACGAACACUUUACGUCAUCCGAUAGCGUAAACCGAACUCAUUAGCUCUUUAACUACGUAUCUUUCGUAGGCAGUUUACCUUUGGCAGCAGGUGAGGUCAAAUGCAGAGGAAAAGAGCGGAAGAGCUUCGUUGAGACAGGUGGGGAGGAUAUUUUACGUGUUUACCAGAAAGAAAACAAAUGGAAAACAGCGAAACGGCGCUGGCGGAAAGCCUAAUAAUAUGGCUGCAGACAUUCAACACUACAGCUCCUUGCAGAACAAUGGAGGAGCUCGCCACAGGAGCAGCAAUGUCACAGGCACUUCAUCAGAUAGAUCCCACGUGGUUCAAUGAAGCAUGGAUGGGUCGUAUCAAAACAGAUGUUGAGGACAACUGGAGACUGAAGAUGAGCAAUCUGAAGAAGAUCCUUCAGAAGGUGGUUGACUAUUAUAAUGAGGUUUUAUCUCAGGACAUUUCAUACUUCCCUUUGCCGGACGUGUCACUGGUGGCAGAGCACUCUGAGCCUGUGGAGAUGGGAAGGCUGCUGCAGCUCAUACUGGGCUGUGCAGUCAGAUGUGAGCAACACCAAGAAUACAUUCAGAUAAUCAUGACCAUGGAGGAGUCUGUGCAGCAUGUAGUCAUGAAAGCCAUCCAGGAGCUGAUGAAAAAAGAUCACUCAGCAGCAUUAGGAACCGAGCUGUCAGGGGAUCCAGAACAGCAGGUGAAAAAACUCCUUGAGGACCUUUCUGAAGCCGUGUCAGAAAAGGAAGCCUUAACCCAACGCUGUCAAGAACUGGACUUACAGGUGGCCGUUCUUCUAGAGGAACGAAACAGCCUCUUGGCGGAGAACGACGUCCUAACAGACCGAGCCAGCCAACUGGAAACAUUUGAAGAUCCAAGCACACCAUCAGGCAGGAAACACAGUCAGCUGCAGCAGCAACUGGAGACUCUGCAGGAGGAGAACUUCAGGCUGGAGGCUGCCAAGGAUGACUACCGGAUCCACUGUGAGGAGCUGGAGAAGCAGCUGGUUGAACUUCAGCAUCGUAAUGAUGAGCUUACCAGUCUGGCAGAGGAAUCGCGGGCUCUCAAAGAUGAACUGGAUGUUCUCAGGAACUGCUCUGAUAGGGUGGUGGUGCUGGAGGCAUCAGUGGAAACCUACAAGCGUAAACUGGAGAAUCUUGGUGAUCUAAAGAGGCAGGUGAAGCUGUUGGAGGAGAAUAACAUGACCUACAUGCAGAACAGUGUCACUCUGGAGGAGGAGCUGCGCAAAGCAAACGCUGCCCGCGCACAGCUGGAGUCCUACAAAAGACAAGUCCAGGACCUCCAAAAUAAAUUGUCUGAGGAGACCAGGCGAGCAAACAACAUGACGUUUGAGAUGAGAAAGUUGGAAGAAAAACAUGAGACUGUGUUGAAAGAAAAAGAGCGGAUCAUCAUUGAGCGAGAUUCUCUGAAGGAAGUCAACGAGGAGCUGCGAUGCACUCAGGCUCAACAGCACCAGCUCUCACAGUCAGGGAUCCUUCCCUCUGGCAGCCCCAGCCAUGAAAACCUGGCAGCUGAGUUAAUUCCCAUUGAAUUCAGAGAAAAGUUCAUUAGACUGCAGCAUGAGAACAAGAUGCUGAGAGUGCAGCAGGUGGAACAUGAACAGGAGAAGAUUACCACCCUGCAGAUGCAGCUGGAGGAUGCUGAAAAGAAACAUAGUAAACUGGACACAGAGAACAGAUUGAGCCGAGAGCGAAUCACUGAGCUGCAGCAGCAGGUGGAAGACCUCCAGAAGGCUCUGCAGAGUCAGGCUGCCAAACCAGAUGAUUCAAAUCUAAAGAGGAAACUGGAUGCCCACAUGUCCCAGCUGAACGAGGCUCAGGAUGAAAUCAUGAAGAAUAAAGAACUUCUGGAGGAUCUUCAGCCUGACAACACCCAGACAUCUUUGAAGGUGGAUGAGCUGAUGGCUGCUUUGAAGAAGAAGGAGGAUGACAUGCGAGCCAUGGAAGAGAGAUACAAGAUGUAUCUCGAGAAGGCUCGCAAUGUAAUACGAGCCUUGGACCCCAAACUGAAUCCGGCCACCGCUGAGAUCCAGGCUCUUAGAAACCAGCUGGCAGAUAGGGACAAACAGAUGCUCAAUCUUGAACGUCAAUGUGAGCAGGCCAAGCUAAGGGAGUAUGAGGAGAAGCUGAUUGUCACGGCUUGGUAUAACAAGAGUUUGAGCUUUCAGAAGUUGGCCAUGGAGUCUCGUCUCGGAGGCCGCACCGGCUCCCUGUUCUCGCCCGGCCAGUCCUUCCUGACGCAGCAGCGGCAGGUCUCCAACGCCCCACGCAGGGCUGCUUCUAUCAGCGUGCCCGCCACUACCUCCAGCUAGACUGCGUCACGGCGCCACAGCAUCUCACAUCAGUUAAACAUGGGGCAAAAAUACACAACAGCGUGUGAGCACUCAAGUGACCUUAAACACAGCCUUUGAGGAGGGUCAGGCUGCGUUGGAUCAGUGAGCACUUAUCCGACAGGUCACCCGUCUGAGGUUAAAGCAGAGGAUGUUUUUUUAAGUAGUGAGGUUAUAACCCGCUGUACAUUAACCCCCCACCACCCCUAGUCCACCUCACAAGCCAAAGCCAGUUGUAGAUUUGCAUCGACUAUCUUCUCUGCUCUGUGAUUUUUGCUUUUCCUCCUUCAUAUUUAGCUUUUAGAACCUGUUUAAACUCCGGCUUGUAUCCUGCUAUACCGAGAAGUGAAAGAGGGAAAAAAUCCUAGUAGAAAUUAUAAAGCCUGCUAUUUUAGUUCCAGUUUUGCUUUAAAGAGUUAUUUAGAGGCUGAAGCCAAUCAGAUUUAAUGAUUGUAAAAAAAAAUAUUUAAGACAUGUAUGAUCAAAGCGCUGAAAGGUGUGCUGUUAUCCAGCAGAACGACUAGUGUUGAUCCAGCCAUAUCUGGUGCAGGCCACCAAGAACAAGAGGCUCGUCCAGUUUUUUUGUUUGGCCUAAAAGUUUCGAAAUAAAUUAAGUCAUAUUAACUCUUAUCGACCCUUGAGGUGCUGCAAUAACAGUAAUUGUAGAAAAUAAAUGUUGGAAGAGUCCGUUAUCUUUUGUAUAUGCUCUAAAUGAGAACUGGCAGGCCUUUUUGUUUAUUGUACAUCUUGAUUCUAAGUCAAUUAUAUUAUUGAUGCAGAAAUGAAUGAUUCAACACCAGCUUUUCAUCCAACAAUCACAACCGGGUCGAAUGCUUUUACAGCGUCUGCAAAUUGUAACUCCAAACAUUGUAAAAAAUUCAGUCCAAGUUUUCUUUUAAGAUGUUGAUUACAGAAAAAAAAAACAUUUUGAAAAGCAGUUCUUGUUUCACAGUAAAGGUUGUUUGUCUGACACCAAUUGAAUAUACAUGACCUCAUAAGAGUAUUUAUUGAGAUUUUCACGUUUGGUCACGUAGCAACCACAAACACAAGCAGACUUUAUUGUGACAUUUUGUGAUGGACCAUCAUAUAGUAGCACCUUGUGUUAUUGGAAGGAACAUGGUACACUAUUUUCAAAAAGCUUUACAAAUAUCUGAAUAGUGUGGAGUGCAUAUGUAUGCAGUCCUCACUCAGUAAUCUGUAGAACCAUGUCUCACUGUGAUUUCAGCUUCUUAUCUGGUGGAGUCUCUACCGUUUUUGGUCUUCUAGAAACCCAUUUUGCCCAAUCUUUUCAAAAGGACACCAGUUCUUGAAUUGAUCAUGAGUUGUACUUUAACUGAGCCAUUCUAAGACUUGAAUAUGCAUUGAUCUAAACCAUCUGAUUGUAUAUUUAGGUUUGUUGUCGUGCUGAAAGGUGAACCGCCUCCUCUGUCUAUAGUCCUUCCCCACCUCUAACAGGUUGGGCAGGGUAAAGCAGAGUCAAUAUGAAGGCUUGCCUCACUUUUCAAAUGUUGAUUUAAAAAAAA